AGUUGAACUCACUCAUUAGUAGACGAUCCCACGCAAGCCUCGUUGACCAAUUGGCCGCAACGCAGACUCGAAGUUAGACUUGGGUUAGUCCUUCCCGAUCCCCACACUAGUCAAAUAGCUGUGCAUCGUGUGUGUGCUGCACAUCCGAUUUAGGGCGACCUGCUCACGGUCUAGACCCUGUCCACUGCAGGAGGCGAGUUACAGUUGAUGCCAUUCGACCCACGUUGACGAUUGUCCAGUUCGUGGCGUAGAUUGACAAUAACUCGGUGCAAAUGGCCUUGCGGCGAUAUACCACAAUCGUAGACGGCACUAUCCCUAUUUCAGCCCUUCUCUACAACGACGAGGAGCUUCUUGCUAGCCAAGACAACGUAGGGAUCUACGAUGGUCAGCAGAAAGCUAUAGAUCACCAAUCGGGCGCCAUCCACGUAACGACACAUCGAAUUUUCUUCAUAAAUACACGGAGUCCAGCUACCCAAUCCUUUACUAUGGAUUUGUCGCACGUAAUACGAACGGACCAUUAUGCUGGUCUAUUCAAAUCAUCACCCAAAGUGACCCUAUUCCUCGAUGCCAACUCCGUAUCCAAUUCUGGAGAUGAGAACCAUGUAGAUGCGAGAUUUGAGAGCUGGGAAUGCGAGGUUUGUAGCUACCGCAACCCUCCAGGGCUCAGUCCAGCUGCGGCACAGGUCUGCGGUCUGUGCGGUGUUCCACGAAACGCGGUUCCAGCACUGACUUCUCAAACCCCGUCUGAGGCUCCAACACCUUUGAUAUCAUUUCCUACCUCGUCUACAUCACUUCCUGGUACACCAUCGAGAUCAGGCAGCCCACCUCAUGGGAACGGCGAUCCUGACUCCAUCGCAUGCAGUGCAUGCACGUUCCUCAAUCAUCCGUCUCUCCGCAUUUGUGAAAUGUGCUUCACAACGUUACCCACAGUCUCCCAACGUUUUGAAUACAAUAAGACGAAGUCUGCACCUCCAUCAAGACCGGUGUCUCCCGUGUCAACAGCAGCAGAUCCGGCCAACCUGCUCAUCAAGCUCAGUUUCAGGAAGGGCGGUGACAAAGCUUUGUACAACAUUCUGAAACGCGCACUGAAAGCACGCGUAUGGGAGGGAAGACAGAUCGGAAAGGUCUUGAGGAACGGUCAAUCCAAUAUGGGUGCGGUGUCUCCGGCAGGUUCCUCUACCCCUGCCUUCCUUCGAACCGGUAUCGGCGGGAUUAUAGAGAAUGUCAAUGCAUCCGUGAAAAACACAGAGACGGAACUUUCCGAUGCAUUCCAAGACCUAGAAGCGUUAAUGGUGAAGGCAAGGGACCUCGUGCAGCUAGCUGCCGAGUUAAACGAGAAGCUCAACGCGUCCUCUACCGUUGCAAGCACAUCCCGUUCAGCUUCCCCCCUACCGCCGUUCGUUGUACCUUCAGUGGCAUCCCAAUCAGUGCCCAAUUCAAUUUUUGCUGUCACAUCACUGGUGCCAUCUGCAGAACCGGAGGAAGCGAGGUUUAUACGGUCCUCUUUGUCACAGCUCGGUCUACAAAUGACAAAUGCACCUGUAACGCCAGACAUGAUCCGAGAUGAAAGAAGAUGGAUAGAAGAGUUGGCACGUGAACUGGCAGGAGUGCUCCAAGGCACAUCUGACGAUGUAUUGGGACAGAAACCAAGUGGCAUCAUGCGACAACGAGGAAUAGUUGGCCUUGAUGAGGUAUGGGGUGGUUGGAAUCGUGCACGGGGUGUUGCACUAAUCCCACCUUCCACGUUCUUGCAGACUAUUCAGUUUCUUCCUGACUGUACUUCUCCCCCAAUCUACAACAGAACGUUCAAAUCCGGCUUUCGGGUGUUGCAUACGCCACCUUUCACUCAUGCCUCAUUUACAGCACGCCUUCUAGGUUACUUGAUGUUAUCCGAAGUCCUAACAACUAGCCAGAUAGCACAGGAAGAGAACAUUACACUCUCCCUUGCCGCGGAGAUGAUAGAAGUUGUGGAAGUGGAUGGGGUGGUGUGUAGGGACGAUGAGCGGUCGGCAAUCAGAGGUGGUGGUGGUGGAAGUGAUUCAGAGCUUCGAUGGUCACUAAACACGUUCGCGGAGUACGUAUGGGAUGGACAGACAUUUGACUGACACUCCGAUGAUAAAAGUGUGGUAUUAUUUUUUGAUCAUCUGUGUUAUCAAAUGG
Messenger RNA from Pisolithus orientalis, 2160 nucleotides. Its product is annotated as EAP30/Vps36 family-domain-containing protein. The transcript is spliced from 5 exons. The coding region runs from base 273 to 2105 and encodes 610 amino acids. NCBI's taxonomy places the organism in Eukaryota, Fungi, Basidiomycota, Agaricomycetes, Boletales, Pisolithaceae. Gene Ontology annotation, cellular component: late endosome membrane; ESCRT II complex. The record is from RefSeq and is a predicted model, not a curated record. Gene Ontology annotation, biological process: protein transport to vacuole involved in ubiquitin-dependent protein catabolic process via the multivesicular body sorting pathway. Gene Ontology annotation, molecular function: ubiquitin binding; phosphatidylinositol-3-phosphate binding.